GGUUAUCAAAAUAUUAUCUUUUAAUUUCUUGAGGAACGAGUCAUCAUGGCUUUUCAGGGUUCAGUUGCACUGAACCUUCUUUGCAUAUCUGCUCUUGCAAUUCUAGCAUGCUUCUCUAUCCCCACUCAUGCAAUUAUGUCAAGUAAGAUCACUAGAUCAGACUUUCCAAAAGAUUUUCUCUUUGGAGCUUCAACUUCUGCCUUGCAGAUUGAAGGAUCCUCAACAAGUGAUGGAAAAGGAGAAAGUAUUUGGGACUACUAUUCAGAAAAUAAAAAAGUUAAAGUAAUUGAUGAUAGCAAUAUAACAACUUCCAUAGAUUCUUACAGACGGUACAGGGAAGAUUUAAUACAUCUAAAGAACCUUGGUGUAAGUGCUUUCAGAUUUUCCAUUGCUUGGACCAGGAUAAUUCCAGACGGAUCUUUGAAAAAUGGGGUAAACCAGCAAGGAAUCGAUCAUUACAACUUGAUCAUCAAUACAUUAAUCGAAUAUGGUAUCAAACCUGUUGUGACUCUGUAUCACUUCGAUUAUCCCGAUGCCUUGGAAAGGAAGUAUGGUGCCUUCUUAAGCCGAUCAAUUGUCGACGAUUUUAGGGACUAUACUGAAGUAUGUUUUAAGGCAUUUGGAGACAGAGUAAAAACCUGGAUUACAAUAAACGAGCCAUAUGUGAUAUCAGCAAUUGGGUAUGAUUUGGGACAAGCCCCGCCAGUGAGGUGCUCCGACAGGAAAAUGUGUACUGCCGGAAAUUCAUCUACAGAGCCUUACAUUGUCACCCAUAACCUCAUGCUCUCUCAUGCGGCCAUCGUCAAGCUUUACAGGGAGAAGUUUCAGCCAACACAAAAGGGAGAAAUCGGAAUGUCCCUCGUCGGACAGUAUUACGAGCCUUAUACUAACUCAACCGAAGACAUAGCUGCACAAAAAAGAGCCCUCGACUUCGGAAUUGGAUGGUUUAUGGAGCCAUUAGUCUAUGGAGAUUAUCCAAGCAGCAUGAAGAAAUUGGUAAAAGAAAGGCUCCCAACUUUCACUGAAGAAGAGAAGAAAUCAUUGAUUGGAGCAUUUGAUUUUAUUGGCGUAAACUAUUAUUCAUCACUUUUUGCCAGAAACAUCCCAAUCAAUUUAAAUGCUACACCUAUCAGCUACACUGAUGAUCAAUUUGCAUUCACCACAGCUACCGGCAAAGAUGGGAAAUUGAUCGGCAGAAAGUACGACGGAAUUUCAUCGAUUUAUUAUUACCCAGAAGGAUUACAGAAAGUAUUGGAGUACCUCAAUGCGACAUACAAAAGCCCUAAAAUCUACAUCACGGAGAAUGGAGUAACCGAAAUGAGAAAUGACAGUCUAGACCUAAUUGAAGAAGUUGAUGAUCCACAUCGGAUCUUGUAUAUAAGAGGGCAUAUACAUCAUGUGAAUAAUGCACUUAGAAAUGGGGUGAAUGUAAAAGGAUACUUCUACUGGAGUCUGUUCGAUUCCUUUGAAUUUUAUUCAGGCUACACAACAAGAUUCGGUCUCUAUUAUAUCGAUUACAAGGACGAUCUUAAGCGUAUCCCCAAAUCAUCAGCCAUCUGGUAUCGUAAUUUCUUACGACAACGCAGCUAGUUAUCGAGUUCCAAAAAAUGAAGCCCCAUUGAGUUCGAAUAGAGUUACAUAGAUAGAAAUUCUUUCAAUUUGUUGUAUCUGAUUUAUUUUAUGUAAAUUCAUUUGAUUCAAUUAAUUAUAAUUUUUGAUCAAGAUAAAAGUUCAGUUGCAUUCAAUUAUUUGAUGUGUGAGAAAUCUGUACUAAGAACAAAUAUGCUAUACAUGAAAUGGUUCAAUGUACAAUCUAGAGCUAUACAAAAACAA
Molecule: messenger RNA, 1833 nt
Organism: Mercurialis annua (annual mercury)
Lineage: Eukaryota; Viridiplantae; Streptophyta; Magnoliopsida; Malpighiales; Euphorbiaceae
Product: beta-glucosidase 24-like
Exons: 13
Coding region: 46-1590 (514 amino acids)
Biological process (GO): carbohydrate metabolic process
Molecular function (GO): beta-glucosidase activity
Source: RefSeq, a predicted model, not a curated record